AUGGAAGAACACGGGGUGACCCAAACAGAGCACAUGGCCACCAUCGAGGCCCACGCAGUGGCCCAGCAGGUGCAGCAGGUCCACGUGGCCACCUACACAGAGCACAGCAUGCUGAGCGCGGACGAAGACUCGCCCUCUUCGCCGGAGGACACGUCCUACGAUGACUCUGACAUCCUCAACUCCACGGCUGCUGACGAGGUCACCGCCCACCUGGCUGCGGCAGGUAAAGGCGCCGGGAUGCUCGGAGCUCACAUGUUAGGCCCCCGCGGCCUUGGGGCGGGGGCGCCCGCCGCUGCCGUGGCAACGGGUAAAAAACGAAAGCGACCGCACGUUUUUGAGUCCAACCCGUCAAUCCGCAAGAGGCAGCAGACACGUUUGCUACGGAAGCUCCGAGCCACGCUGGAUGAGUACACCACCAGAGUGGGGCAGCAGGCCAUCGUUCUGUGCAUCUCGCCCUCCAAACCCAAUCCUGUCUUUAAAGUAUUCGGUGCUGCACCCUUGGAGAACGUGGUACGCAAGUACAAGAGCAUGAUUCUGGAAGACCUGGAGUCCGCCCUAGCGGAGCACGCUCCUGCACCUCAGGAGGUUAACUCGGAGUUGCCGCCCCUCACCAUCGAUGGCAUUCCCGUCUCGGUGGACAAGAUGACCCAGGCACAGCUGCGAGCUUUCAUCCCUGAGAUGCUGAAGUACUCCACGGGCCGCGGGAAACCGGGCUGGGGCAAGGAAAGCUGCAAGCCCAUCUGGUGGCCUGAGGACAUUCCGUGGGCCAACGUUCGCAGCGAUGUCCGCACAGAGGAGCAGAAGCAGCGGGUGUCGUGGACCCAGGCGUUGCGGACUAUCGUGAAGAACUGCUACAAGCAGCACGGGCGUGAGGACCUGCUCUACGCGUUUGAGGAUCAGCAGACACAGCAGCAGACGACGACCACACACAGUAUAGCGCACCUGGUGCCGUCACAGACGGUGGUACAGACCUUCAGUAACCCUGAUGGCACCGUGUCCCUCAUCCAGGUUGGCACUGGUGCUACCGUUGCCACGCUGGCCGAUGCCUCAGAGUUGCCCACCACAGUCACCGUCGCGCAAGUCAAUUAUUCGGCAGUCGCUGAUGGAGAGGUGGAGCAGAACUGGGCAACGCUACAGGGGGGUGAGAUGACUAUCCAGACGACGCAGGCAUCAGAGGCCACGCAGGCGGUGGCAUCAUUAGCAGAAGCAGCCGUGGCAGCAUCUCAGGAGAUGCAACAAGGAGCGACUGUUACCAUGGCACUCAACAGCGAAGCAGCUGCCCACGCAGUAGCCACGCUUGCCGAAGCCACUCUUCAAGGGGGAGGACAAAUUGUCCUCUCUGGUGAAACUGCAGCAGCAGUAGGAGCACUUACCGGAGUCCAAGAUGCCAAUG
This is a messenger RNA of Leptosomus discolor (cuckoo roller), 1393 nucleotides long. The record is from RefSeq and is a predicted model, not a curated record. Lineage: Eukaryota; Metazoa; Chordata; Aves; Leptosomiformes; Leptosomidae.